Messenger RNA from Helianthus annuus (common sunflower), 2341 nucleotides. Its product is annotated as triphosphate tunnel metalloenzyme 3. The coding region runs from base 42 to 827 and encodes 261 amino acids. NCBI's taxonomy places the organism in Eukaryota, Viridiplantae, Streptophyta, Magnoliopsida, Asterales, Asteraceae. The transcript has 2 exons. The record is from RefSeq and is a predicted model, not a curated record.
ACACUUGUAGAAAAGAAGGUGUGAUACUUUGAGAAUAUGUAAUGAUGUCCCCUUGGAUUAAAAAUCUACUAAGGUUAUCUUUCUCAUCAUCAUCACAAAUCAGCCACAAAUUCCCAAUGGAAAUUGAAAUAAAGCUCCGGCUACCGGACUCCGCCGCCCACCAGAAACUCUCCGACAUCCUCUCACUCUACCACACCAAAACCCACCUCCAACAAAACCUCUUCUUCGACACCCCACAACUCACUCUCGCCACCACCCACCUCGCCGCCCUCCGCCUCCGCUUCUACGACCUCGACACCCAAUCAAUCCUCUCACUCAAAUCAAAACCCAAACUCUCCAACGGCAUCAGCCGCAUUGAAGAAAUCGAACACCCCCUUGACCCCACCCUCGCCCGCGCCUGCGCCGCCGAGCCCCGGCGGUUCUCGGCGGUGCAGGGAUCGGGGGUGUUGGAGAGGGUGGUGGGGGAGUUUGGGGUGGGGUUGGAUGAGCUUGUGUGUUUAGGGGGGUUUAGGAAUGUAAGAGCUGUUUAUAUUUGGAAUGGGUUGAAGGUGGAACUGGAUGAAUCGGAAUAUGAGUUUGGGGUUUGUUAUGAGGUUGAGUGUGAGAGUGAUAGGCCGGAGGAAGUGAAAGUAAUGCUUGAAGAGUUGUUGGAGCGGAAUGGGAUUCGGUUUUGUUAUUCGAAGAUGUCGAAAUUCGCGGUUUUUAGAUCGGGGAAGUUGCCUGAGUUCGGGUUCGAUGUACUUGUAACUUGUGAACUCGAAACAUAUGAAGACGUCGAUGAUGAUCCUUUAGUAAGAACCCGAUAUUCUAUGAUGAGAGAACAAUGAUGAUCUAUGGAAUGUUUGUAGCGUUGUUGCCGGUGAUGAUAAUAUUGUCAACAUAGACGAACAUAUAUGAGCAACGCACCUCUACAAGCAUAAAUAAAUGUAGAUGCAUUUGUCCCGUAUAAACGACCUAGGACAAGGAAUACACAAGGAACGGAUCAACGGAUCAUGAAUCCAUCUUGUGUGGGUUACAUGACCACACAGAUUAUGGAUCAAUAUGGCUUUAAGUCUUUAACGGUUAUAAUUUUCAUAGAAACCGAACAUUUGUUGCAGUCACUAUUGUUAUUACCUUAUUAAGGAAUAAAGUCCAGCUUUAUAUGGUUCCUUAACAACAUGUCUUAAUGCUUAUAUGACUGAAAAAUAAAGGUUUUAGAUCAAAGUUUUAUUCUCAAAGAUAAAGGCUUGUGUGGAAGGUGAUCAUGUUUCGAAGGACGACCCAUGUAUAGUCUAUCGAUAUCGCUAUUCCCUAAGCCUAUAGAUGUCAUGGUUAAGUGUUUGCCUAUUUGGAAAGUUUUCAGGACUACCGGUGGUUAGGAAAGAGGCAAAUUUAUAUGAAAAAAUAUACCUUGUUAAACGUUAUAGGGGUGUCUAGUGCCCUUGUGAAACAACUACAACUUAUUGUUUGCCAUUUGGUUGAACUUUAGGUUAACUUCUCCUUGGUUUAAAAAAGCGUGUCUUAGGCGCGAGGCGACCUAAGGCGCAAACCUUUGCGCCUUAUGUGACAUAAGGCGCACAGUGUACAAAAGGCGCAGGUGAGGCGCGCUUUUUAGGGUCAAAAUUUGACAUGAGGCGCAGGUGAGGCGCGUGCCUGUUGUACAUGGCUUGUUUUUGUGCGGCUGAGUGUUGUACAACAGGCUUUUUAUGUUGUACAUUUAUGUUUUUUUUUUUUUUCAUUUUCAGAUAUAUAUAUAAAGCUUAAUUAUAGCUAAAUCAUAGGUAGGGGAUGCUAAAAACCUAUGAGAUAUAUAUAAUAAAUUAUAAAAUCACUUUGCACCUUGCGUGCGAAAAGCUCACCGCUUUUGCGCCUCGGUUUUAGACCCCGUCGCUUUUGUGCGCUUCGUGCUUUUUAAACUAAGAACUUCACUAAGCAAUGUUCCAUCUUUUUAAGUAUGAUAAUCUCAUCAUCUCUUAUUUCUUUAUUUAUUAUUUUUUUUAAUUAUUAUUAUUAUUAUUAUUAUUAUUAUUAUUAUUAUUUUGGCAAAUUGGAAAAUAAUAAUCCCAUCUUUCUGAAAUUGGCUGAUAAUAAUCCCAAGUCAGUUAUUAGCCAUAUGGGGACAAUCGGCGACUUUGAUUGAACUUUGGAAAAGCAAAUGUGCAAUCGUCUAAUGGAGUACACAAUUGGCUUAUUCAAAAACGUAUAUACCCAAAAAUUUCUAUACAACCGGAGGGUCGAAAACGUAUAUACCCAAAAAUUUCUAUACGAAAGCUACAUACAUAACACUACUGAGCGAAAAGUUCUCCCCCCCCCCUUUUCUAACCUUCGCCCCUGGUGAAAGCAUACAUGUGAUCAUAUUAUC